GCGCGGUAAAUUCGAAUUACUUAUUUUCUCGGCGAUAAGGAAGAUGGCUUGUGUUGUGUGGUUUGAAAAUCUCGAGGAAACUACCGAGCUCUACUCCCUCAUGGAAAAAUUAAAGACUUUUCAGGAUUGGGGAGAUAAGCCGACAUGUAUCCUAAUCUUCAAAAAACCCGACAACCAUAAUGGAGUAGAAGGAGCACGAGUCUAUCACCCUGUGGAGUUUUUUGUAGAGAUUUACCGAACACACUUCGCCAAAUCUCCAUUUUGUGACUCAUUCUACGGUCUGACAGACCAGUUGGUCGCUCUACAGCUUGUCAUGGCGAAGAUCCACAAGCAGGAGGAAGGCACAUUUGAAGUUGAUUCUACUAGAGUGAUAUCUACACACCAAGAAGUGAUAAAAACUAAACUUGGAAUACCAACUAUGGGCAUUGUACCCACUCAAAUACUGACAAAUUAUAAUCAGUUCCUGGCAUACUGUCAUGCUCUGGACUAUGCUGACCUUGCCAAGAAAGUUUCCUCCUGUUUCCUGGAAAAUCCAUCUGUCAGUGAAAUAUACCAGGAGCAAACUCAAUAUGCCCUUAUCGGACAGCCAUCUUCAGAUGUAGAAAAAGAGAUGUUAAGGGUGCUUUUCAAGGACAAGAAAAUCUUAAAGCUUGGCUCAGCUUCACUGGACAUUACCCACACAACUGAGUUGACAAUUGAGGCCAUCCUGAAUGAUGCUUACAAGAAAACUAGCCCAUCAAGCACCCCACAAACUAAAAGUUACAAUGCUUCUAGUGCUGUCACACCUGUGAUGCGUAAAGCAAUGUACACACCUCAUCAGAUGUACACACCUCAUCAGCACAGUCCACUGAUGACACCUUGCGCAUCACCAUUGUCUCAAGGAUUUGAAACAAAGGAACAGUAUGCGUCCUCUGUACUGCUGAGUUAUCUUCAACUCUUGGUGAACACGCGGGAUGAGCUGGCCCUUGCUAGAGUAAUCAAUACUCCCGACAGAGAAUUAGGGGUAAAACAGUUUACCUCGAUCAGAAAGGUGGCGGAACAGAAGAACAUGACAAUGUUCCAGACAACAACAUCAUUUAUCUUACAAAUAAGACUGGGCGGUAAGGGCUAUGCCCCUUCUUGCAAUAACCCUCUUCACCUGAUGACAAAGGGACUUGGCGAUUUUGUGUCUCUUAUGCAAAAACUACAAAAUGUUCUAGAAGACAUGGCAGAUCCAAAGGCGGCGGUAUCCCGCGUGUUGACGGUGUUACAAUCUACGCUCAUCAAGGCCAAGUCCCUCACGCUCCAAGCCGAGCACGUCAGGGUAGCAGUCAACUCACUGAACAAACAGCUCGCACUGCUGGCAUCCAGCGCCCUAGCACCACAGGCUGCCCAGCCGUGCCAUAUAGUCGGCGUGAACUCGUUCCGACUGAUUGCUCGAUUGCUUGACGCGAACAUGCUUUGUAGCUAUAACCAGACAGCGGUUAUCCAUAGAGAGUUGUCCACGCCCACAAUGAACAAGUGCAAAGGGCAGUCGCUGUUGACAAAAUUCAGAACUCCGGAAGCCUCGCCUCCAGGAGAUGCGGACGGACAGGCGGAACUCGAGGACGCGAAUGAGUCAUUCAAGGAAAACAGACAGAAGUCAACCCGUAGGAGUGAUGGUGAUAUGCCCGCCCUAGGUACGACUGCACAAGACAACUCCUCUCAGCGCUCUAUACCGUGCACGAAACCAUUCGGCAUAUUCACGGUUGAAACACCCAAGUCCCAGCCUGGUAAAAGACCAAGGGGGUGCGUCUAUGGACUUGAUUGCGACUGGAGUAAGUCUCCGUUAAGAAAGCGACCAUGCGAGUCAGCGCAGGACCAGGAGAAUAUGGUCCCUUGUGGCGUGUCCCUACAGACAGAGGGACCCGUGCAGCGUGAAGAGUCCACUGUAAAAAGCGGCCUUUUGCCAGCUAGGAAACCUGCGCCAAAGAACAAACGAGAUACCAAAAAGGCUACAAGCAAGCGUAAGAAGACCACGAAGAGUGUAAAGCAGAUACAGGGACAGAGACAGAUGACCCACUUUUUCCGGUAGCUGAUGGCCGAGGGGGCCUUGGCCCCCUCUUUUUUAUUUCUUUUUUAUAUUUAAGCAAUUUUCUUGCUAUGUAAAUAGAUUUAUAA
Molecule: messenger RNA, 2139 nt
Organism: Nematostella vectensis (starlet sea anemone)
Lineage: Eukaryota; Metazoa; Cnidaria; Anthozoa; Actiniaria; Edwardsiidae
Product: PCNA-interacting partner
Exons: 10
Coding region: 44-2053 (669 amino acids)
Biological process (GO): negative regulation of double-strand break repair via homologous recombination
Cellular component (GO): chromatin
Source: RefSeq, a predicted model, not a curated record